Molecule: messenger RNA, 1634 nt
Organism: Diatraea saccharalis (sugarcane borer)
Lineage: Eukaryota; Metazoa; Arthropoda; Insecta; Lepidoptera; Crambidae
Source: the annotation of a GenBank genome assembly
GGAAAAAUCUCCUAAAAAACAAUAUAAUCUGUGCUGUCAAUAGUUGUCAAGGAGACUAACAAUACGUUUUACUUGCUGGUUUUUGUGAGGUCUAGAGAAAGUGGAUAAAUUCUUUCGCUAGACAUUUUUUUUAAUUGUAUUGUAGGAUAUUUAUACAAACAAAAAUUAGUGGAUACUAAAAUAUGAUAGAAAAAAUAUUACCUACAAGAUUGUACGAGUUAUUAGAUAGAAAUAAUAUUUGUACCUCAAAACAAAUAAUGUUACUUUCCCCGUGGGAAAUAAAAAAGUUAACUAACAUAUCAGAAGACGAUACAAAACUAAUAAAAAACCUCGUAAGCCAAAAUUUACAACCACAGCUUCUUACAUGUGGUAAAUUAAUAACUUUUAAAACUCUUAAAGACAGAGUAUCUACAGGCUGCAAUAGAAUAGAUAGUAUUCUAAAUGGCGGUUUUCGAAAAGGCACUAUAACUGAAAUCUAUGGUGAAAGUGGAUCAGGGAAAACGCAAAUAGCACUUCAAUCAAUAGUUCACAAUUGGGCUAAAGGAGGUGUAUACAUAUGUACAGAAGAUAUAUUUCCAGUGAAAAGAUAUGAACAAAUAAAAAAAAAUAUUCCUAGCUAUAACUCUUCUGUUGAUUAUGGACAAAACAUUUUUAUUGAGCAUAUUGUUGAAAUGGAUGAAUUGUUCUCAAGUGUCAGGGUACGCUUACCCAAACUUCUCUCGCAAAAGAAAAUAACUUUAGUUGUGAUUGAUUCUGUAGCUGCUCCUUUUAGAGUUGAUAGUACAAAUUAUAUUCAAAGAGCAGAUCAACUAAAACAAUUUGCAAACACAUUAAUUAACAUUGCUCAAAAAAAUAAUAUUGCAAUUCUCUGUAUAAAUCAAGUCACAUCUAAUUUUGGUGAGUCAUCAGAAGUAAUACCAUCACUAGGUUUGGCUUGGUCAAACAUGAUUUGUACCAGAUUAUGGAUGAAAAAAACGAGUUCAACUUACUGUUUUUCAGAAAACAAGGGCAAUAAUGAAGUACGAAAUGUAAAUAUAAGAGAACUCUCUGUGGAAUUUUCACCUGAUGUGACAAAUUCUGUUGUUAAAUUAAUCAUUACAUCAAGUGGUAUCCAUGCUGUGCAAUAAAAAAUUGCUUUGUAAAACAAUAAGAUAAUAGAAUUUAUUUGUAAUGGUAAAAUAAACUUUUAGAUAGAUACAUAUUCUUUGACUUAGGGACUAAAGUCUGACAUAGGUUACCUAUGUGACAAGUAUAUAAUCAAAGCCUAUGUCAGAGUUUAGCAGGGCUUAGUUUACCCAUUUUUUUUAUUAAUGUAAAGAUGACUAAUUCUGAAUAAUUCUUAUUUUUACCAUCUAACUUGAAUGAAGUUUCUUAUUCAAUUCAUUUUGUGAUUUUUAUUAAAUUACACAGGAGCGACACUCCAUAUGGGUCAUAACUUUGCAAAGAUAGUAGCAACAUCUUUACUUUUUUACUGUCUGUCUGUCAGGUAGAUUAUUGAAUAAUAUUAAAAUCCCAUCAAAAACAUAACAUGUCAGUACAAAAAUGCACAAGUCUCACCACGCGAUUCUUCAGCCAUAAAAAGUUAUGAAAUUAACAUUAACAAAGUUGGUUAAUUCAGAUAACCUAUCUUUUUG